Molecule: messenger RNA, 1566 nt
Organism: Cololabis saira (Pacific saury)
Lineage: Eukaryota; Metazoa; Chordata; Actinopteri; Beloniformes; Belonidae
Gene: uba5
Product: ubiquitin-like modifier activating enzyme 5
Exons: 12
Coding region: 147-1361 (404 amino acids)
Biological process (GO): protein ufmylation
Cellular component (GO): cytosol; cytoplasm
Molecular function (GO): UFM1 activating enzyme activity
Source: RefSeq, a predicted model, not a curated record
GUUUGGAGGAGCGCACAUCCUGACAGCUACAAAAAAGGAUACGUGUACUUUUUCCCCCCUGUCGUUUAAACUCUGCAUUUGCAAUAAUUGUUUUCGUUCACAACGUUAAACUCGUCCUCAUUUUUUGAGGAGUAUUUGUUUGGACCAUGGCUACGGUAGAGGAGCUGAAGCUGAGGGUGCGGGAGUUGGAAAAUGAACUAAUAAAGUGUAAACAGAAGCAGAGCGCCGCGGAAGAUGCUCACAAGCUGGACUUAAACAGGCCGAAAAUCGACAAAAUGAGCGCAGAAGUCGUCGAUUCUAACCCCUACAGCCGCCUCAUGGCUCUGAAGAGGAUGGGGAUCGUGGACGACUACGAGAAAAUCCGAACAUUCACUGUGGCUGUAGUUGGAGUUGGGGGAGUUGGCAGUGUGACAGCUGAAAUGCUCACCAGAUGUGGUAUCGGAAAGCUGCUCCUCUUUGACUAUGAUAAAGUAGAGCUGGCCAACAUGAACAGACUGUUCUUCCAGCCUCACCAGGCAGGACUCAGUAAAGUGGAAGCAGCAGAGCACACACUCAGAAACAUCAAUCCGGAUGUGGAGUUUGAGACCCAUAACUACAACAUUACUACAAUGGAAAAUUUUACACAUUUCAUGGAUCGCAUCAGUCAUGGAGGGCUGGAAGAAGGGACUCCAGUGGAUCUGGUGCUGAGCUGUGUGGACAACUUUGAGGCCAGAAUGGCCAUCAAUACAGCCUGUAAUGAAUUAGGUCAGAUCUGGAUGGAGUCUGGAGUGAGUGAGAACGCUGUAUCAGGACACAUCCAGCUCAUCAUUCCUGGAGAGACCGCCUGCUUUGCCUGUGCUCCUCCCCUGGUUGUUGCUGCUAACAUCGAUGAGAAAACCCUAAAACGGGAGGGUGUGUGUGCCGCUAGUUUGCCAACAACGAUGGGUGUGGUUGCAGGCAUCUUAGUGCAAAAUGUCUUGAAAUACUUGUUAAAGUUUGGCACAGUCAGCUAUUAUCUUGGCUACAAUGCCAUGCAGGACUUCUUCCCCAGCAUGGCCAUGAAAGCCAACCCUCAGUGUAAUGACCGCUACUGCAGGAAACAGCAGGAGGAGUACAAGAAAAAAGAAGCGGAGCGUCCAAAGGUGGAAGUCGUGCAGGAGGAAGAGGAGGAGGUUGUUCAUGAAGACAAUGAAUGGGGUAUUGAACUGGUGUCAGAGGUGACUGAAGCAGAGCUGGAGGCGGCACAGGGGGUCGUGCUCGACCUCCCAGAAGGCAUCACUCAGGCUUAUACCAUUCCAGCCGAGAAUCCACCAAGUGGGGAGAUGGUGGAGGAGACGGAGCUGAGCUUAAACGAUUUAAUGGCUCAGAUGAAAAAGUUGUAGGCAACAUUGAGAAGAUGCAUUCCUGCAAGAAGUACUUUCUUUUUUUUUUUUUUAAACAUCUUCAUGCAAAAGCCCAUUAAUAUGUAACAAACAGAGAAUGGCUCAUUCAAAAGACAGGUUAUGCAUGGAAAGUGCUGCUAGAUACAUUUCAACCCCGCAAAAUCACAGAACAACGUUGUCUCAAUAAAGUAUUUAUUAAAUUGAA